AUGACAUCUACAGUUGCUAAAGUGGUUGACAAAUUUGAGGAUGAAACUGCAGAUGACAUUUUCCCUGUUGGUAAUAUACGAAAAAAAGCUUCAGCCUCUCUCUUGGAAGCUGAUAAAAGGUACAGUGGAAAAGCUACAUCUCGCAAAGCCUUGCAAGAAGAACUUUGGGGAGAUGCUCAAUCUGAAGAAGGAUCUGGUAAGAAUUUUUUAUGGUACAGUGGCAGUGAAGAUUCAGAAGACAACGACAGCUUAGGCACUCAAACAAAGGAGAAGUCCAGCACUGCUGGCAGUGACCAGGAGGAUGACUUGGAAGACGAUGAAGAGGCAGAUCCAUCUGUCGAGGCCAAGGCACCGAAGUUCAGUUUCCAGAAUAUCACAGACUUUGAGACGUUUACAGAGGGGAUGGAUGAUGUAGGAGGCAGUGAAGGGGAAGGUGAAGAUGAUGCCAGCAUGGAAGAAGGAAGUGAGGAGGAGGAAUAUGGGAGUGAAAACCAUGACAACAUAGAGGAAACCAAAGAUGAUGAAUGUGAUGGGGGGGUGAUGACAUUCUCAAAAGGACAAGACGCUGAAGAAGUAGAAAAAGGAAAAGCUGUGAAGAACCAGCUAGCACUGUGGGAUCAACUAUUGGAAGUGAGGAUCAAGAUGCAGAAGGCACUCAUAACAGUCAACCGUCUUCCACAGCCAGAUACUUACCCAAUCUUCAGAAAGGAAGGUGGACAAGAAUUUGACAAUGCUGUCGAGAACUGUUGUAAAAGCCUGGAGGCAUUGCUGAAAGUAUUAGUGGACCUUCAAGAUGAGCUGCUUUAUCAAUACCCAGGCACGAGGCAUCUGGUAGAUGGAAAGCAAUCAAAAACUGAGAGCGAUGAUGAAAUCCCUAGCAGUAGUGAUGAAGAGCAAGUGGAUAAAGCUCAGCAGAAGAGGAGGAGCCUCCCCAAACGAAAGCUGACGUUGGACGAAUACGCAGAUUUCAUAGCCAAGCGGUAUGCUGACUUCAGGACGUACCGGAACAACGUCUUGCAGAAGUGGCAUGAAAAGACAAAGCUGGCAUCUGGCAAAAUAGGAAAGGGUUUCGGUGCCUUUGAGCGUUCAAUCUUGACUCAGAUUGAUCAUAUUAUGAUGGACAAAGAGAGAUUGCUACGGCGGACACAGACCAAGCGAUCAGUGUAUACAGUGCUGGGAAAGCAGGAACAGAAAGCUCCUCCGGUGCCUGAAUCUUUGCCUGAUAAUUCGGUAAGGGAAGUCCUCCCUCAGUCAGAUUCCAACAAGCACCUGAAGGACAUAGAUGAGGAGAUAUUUGAUGAUGAUGACUUUUAUCACCAGCUCCUUCGAGAACUCAUAGAACGUAAAACCACUUCAUGGGACCCCAAUGACCAGGUGGCAAUGGGCAGGCAGUGGCUGGCCAUCCAGAAGUUACGCAGCAAAAUAAAGAAGAAAGUGGACAGAAAAGCCAGUAAAGGAAGGAGAAUCCGGUAUCAUGUCCAUAGCAAGCUGGUGAGCUUCAUGGCACCUAUUGACCACUGUACAAUGAAUGAUGAUGCCAGGACGGAGCUUUAUCGUUCGCUGUUUGGAAAAAUCACGAGUCCCGAAGAACCGGAGCAGAAUUAG
Molecule: messenger RNA, 1605 nt
Organism: Opisthocomus hoazin
Lineage: Eukaryota; Metazoa; Chordata; Aves; Opisthocomiformes; Opisthocomidae
Source: RefSeq, a predicted model, not a curated record